AUGGACCAACACAAGACCGAUGACAAUCUCCGUUACAUAGGUGGCCUCACACGUGUUCUCGCCGCCUAUGCCUCCAUUUCCUUUGCAGAUUUGAGGUGUCAAUUGUCGGACAAAGGUGUUCAGAACGCCGAAGCCGGUGAUGCCGACGAUGAUGAUUUUUCCAUAGCCAAAGGGGCUGCCGCUUCUUCUUCCUUUCUGCGGCUGCCAUUGAAGAAGCUCUUCUUUGAAGAGCUGGAUACACCGAACUCGGCAAAGUCGUUUUACAACUCAGAAGCAUGUCUAGCCAUGGUUUGUAUAAUGUUUUUUCUUGGUGUCCUACCCAUUGCUCUUGUAUCUUUCUGGCAAUAUGGAUUUAAUCCUCAUGAAAAGAAAAAAGAAGAAGAACCGAAGCAAAUCCACGAGAUUAAGGAUUUCCUUCUAACUGCAAGAAGGAAGUAUGCACGCUCUGUCAAAAUCAAGAGGAGCAAAGAUGCUGUCAAGUUUAAGGUUCGAUGCUCCAAGUACCUCUACACUCUUUGCGUGUUUGAUUUGGAGAAGGCCGACAAGUUGAAUCAAUCCCUUCCUCCAGAGAGGAGUUCAAGUUUGAGAAAGACCAAGUCACAGAUUUUCACAAACAGAUCUGCUUGUAAAUUGAAAUUGGGGGACCUGAAAGGAGCACUAUUAGACACCGACUUUGCAAUGAGGGAUGGAGAAGAUAAUGUUAAGGCUUUGUUUCACCAAGGUCAGGCAUACAUGGCGCUUAAUGAUAUUGAUGCUGCAGUUGAAAGCUUCAAAAAGGCAUUGGAUCUGGAGCCAACUGAUUGUUUGUCUCUCAUUGAAAAGGCAUUGGAUUGCGUCCUUAUAUCCAGUAAGUGGAUUGAAACAACUCAGCAAUUCCCGAAUUCCAGAAUUGGCACCAAGACCGUGGUGGCGGUUUCCUCCAGUGAGCUUGAAGCAAUCGUGACCAGUAUUGCGUUCAACAUAAGGAGCGUCGAAAAUCAUCUCGUGACAGAAGUUGAGUUACGAAGAAAUCGGUAA
Messenger RNA from Prunus armeniaca (apricot), 1017 nucleotides. NCBI's taxonomy places the organism in Eukaryota, Viridiplantae, Streptophyta, Magnoliopsida, Rosales, Rosaceae. The record is from the annotation of a GenBank genome assembly.